Nomia melanderi (Alkali bee) is the source of this 1464-nucleotide messenger RNA. RefSeq lists its product as uncharacterized. Gene Ontology annotation, molecular function: chitin binding. Lineage: Eukaryota; Metazoa; Arthropoda; Insecta; Hymenoptera; Halictidae. The record is from RefSeq and is a predicted model, not a curated record. Gene Ontology annotation, cellular component: extracellular region.
AUGAGACAGUGGUUCUUGGUGGCAGUCGUCGCCUCGGCGAUUGCUCUUAUCGAAGGCACCGAGGAGAUAGAAUGUCCGAAGAAUGCUACCAGGGAUGAGGUAACCAUUCCUCACGAAACGGAUUGCCAGAAGUAUUACCUGUGCGUGGGACAAGAAAAAGUGAAUAUGACAUGCGACCAAUACAAGUGCUUCAAUCCUGAACUGAGGGCCUGCGACUGGCCCUGGAUGGUACCUUGCUGUAGCACGUACGUGAUGACAUCACGUCCAUUCACCUGCAGGGAUAAGGAACCUCAUGACAAAGACUGCCAAAAAUAUUUACAGAAUGGUAUUCUUAAAUGCUGCCCCGAAUAUCAGUUUUAUAGUAUAGACACUUGCACGUGUGAACCUGUAAGUGAAGUACCACCAGGCAGGUGUUUCCCGCCUCCGAAAGGAGAACCACCUUGCUGGACGUGGACAACAGACAGACCAGACACAACCACUGCUAACCCGUGCACUAACAGGAGGGUUUACGAUAAAGACUGCCAAAAAUAUUUGGAGAAUGGCAUUCGUAAAUGCUGCCCCGACUUACAAUUUUAUGAUACAGCCACUUGCACGUGUAGACCUCAGAUAGAGGCGCCACGAGGCAGAUGUAGACCGUUGCAUUAUGGAGAAGAAGCCUGCUGGACGUGGACAACAGACAAACCAGACACAACCACUGCUAACCCGUGCACUAACAGGAAGGUUUACGAUAAUGACUGCCAAAAAUAUUUGGAGAAUGACGAACGUCAAUGCUGCCCCGACUUACAAUUUUAUGAUACAGUCACUUGCACGUGUAGACCUCAGAUAGAGGCGCCACGAGGCAGAUGUAAACCGUUGCAUUAUGGAGAAGAAGCCUGCUGGACGUGGACAACAGACAAACCAGACACAACCACUGCUAACCCGUGCACUAACAGGAAGGUUUACGAUAAAGACUGCCAAAAAUAUUUGGAGAAUGGCGAACUUAUAUGCUGUCCUGACAAACAUUUUUAUGAUACAGCCACUUGCACGUGUAAACCUGAGAGCGAGGUACCACCAGGCAGAUGUACACUGUUGCCAUCGGAUGAAGAAUCCUGCUGGAAGUGGACAACAGAGGAACCAACGUCACCAAGUCCUGCUGGCCCGUGCGCUGGUAGGAAGGUUUAUGGUAAAGACUGCCAAAAAUAUUGGGAGAAUGGCGAAAGGAAAUGCUGCCCCCAAAGGCAAUUUUAUAGUACAGACAGUUGCACGUGUAGACCCGAGUGUGAGGCUCCAACGAGCAGGUGUAACACGUUGCCCAACGGAGAAAUCCCGUGUUGGAUGAAAGAAGAAACAGUGACGGAGCUGUCUGUUAGUACAGGCCCGGCCAGUACUGCAACACCGGUGCCUACGCUAUCGACACUACCGGAUUCAAGUUGUGCAAUGGAGGAGUCUUCGGAACUUCCGGAAACAACCGUCAGCACCGAAUAA